This is a messenger RNA of Dunckerocampus dactyliophorus (ringed pipefish), 2834 nucleotides long. RefSeq names its product solute carrier family 9 member A1b (gene slc9a1b). Bases 159 to 2384 code for a protein of 741 amino acids. The record is from RefSeq and is a predicted model, not a curated record. Gene Ontology annotation, biological process: proton transmembrane transport; regulation of pH; sodium ion transport. Gene Ontology annotation, cellular component: membrane. Gene Ontology annotation, molecular function: sodium:proton antiporter activity. NCBI's taxonomy places the organism in Eukaryota, Metazoa, Chordata, Actinopteri, Syngnathiformes, Syngnathidae. The transcript has 11 exons.
UUCCAUUCCCUUGGCUGUGCGUAAAAGUACAGGGCGCGGAGCUCCUGUCAUCAUCCUCAUGCUCUCCUCCUCCUCGUCAUCAUCACCAUCAGCAGCAGCAGCAGCAGCAGCAGCUCCAAGUGUAGCAGACCAGAGGCGGCCGGCUGCUGCAGCCCAACAUGGCCCCUCGGUGCCCGCGUCUCGCCGGCUUGGUGCUCCUCCUGCUCCUUUUCGCCGCACACGUUAGCGCCGGCGCAGGCCUCGGUGCGCCGAACAACGACACCCACGCUGACGGAGAGGAAACCCCGAACCACCGGAACCACUCGUCCGUGCACAGAAAGCCUUUCCCGGUGUUGUCCUUCAACUACGAGAACGUCAGGAGGCCCUUCGAGAUCUCCUUAUGGAUCCUGCUGGCUCUCCUCAUGAAGCUCGGCUUCCACAUCAUUCCCAGAGUGUCCAACGUGGUUCCAGAGAGCUGCCUGCUGAUAUUCGUGGGCCUCUUGGUGGGCGGCGUCAUCAAGGCCAUCCGGGAGACGGCACCUUUCCUCGACACCAAGCUCUUCUUCCUCUACCUGUUGCCCCCCAUCAUCCUGGACGCCGGCUACUUUCUGCCCAUCCGCCCCUUCAUGGAGAACCUGGGCACCAUCCUGGUGUUUGCGGUGGUGGGCACGCUGUGGAACGCCUUCUUCAUCGGCGGGGUGAUGUACGGCGUUUGCCGCCUGGAGGGCGCCCAGCUGGCCGGCGUGGACCUGCUGUCCUGCCUGCUGUUCGGUGCCAUCGUGUCGGCCGUGGACCCUGUGGCCGUGCUGGCCGUCUUUGAGGAGAUCCACAUCAACGAGCUGCUCCACAUCCUGGUCUUCGGAGAGUCGCUGCUCAACGACGCCGUCACCGUGGUGUUGUACCACCUGUUUGAGGAGUUUUCCCACGUGGGUGUGGUGACGGUGGCCGACGCCCUCCUGGGGGUGCUGUGCUUCUUCGUGGUGUCCUGCGGGGGAAUCUUGGUGGGCGCCAUCUACGGAAUCCUGGGCGCCUUCACGUCCCGCUUCACGUCGCACUCGCGCGUCAUUGAGCCCCUCUUCGUGUUCCUCUACAGCUACAUGGCGUACCUGUCGGCCGAGGUCUUCCACCUGUCGGGCAUCAUGUCGCUGAUAGCGUGUGGCGUGGUGAUGCGGCCGUACGUGGAGGCCAACAUCUCCCACAAGUCCUACACCACCAUCAAGUACUUCCUGAAGAUGUGGAGCAGCGUGAGCGAAACCCUCAUCUUCAUCUUCCUCGGCGUCUCCACCGUAGCCGGCCCCCACGCCUGGAACUGGACCUUCGUCGUGGUCACGGUGGUCCUCUGCCUGGUGUCCAGAGUGCUGGGUGAGGAAGGGGGGGUGUCUCCGUGGAUUCCUCCUGGAAGGUCUGACCCCGCCCCGGCUUGUGUUUCAGGCGUCGUCGGCCUCACGUUGGUCAUCAACAAGUUCCGCAUCGUCAAGUUGAGCAAGAAGGACCAGUUCAUCGUAGCUUACGGCGGCCUGCGAGGCGCCAUCGCCUUCUCUUUGGGCUUCCUGCUGACCGACAACAGGAUGAAGCACCUCUUCCUCACCGCCAUCAUCACCGUCAUCUUCUUCACCGUCUUUGUGCAGGGGAUGACCAUCAGGCCUCUGGUGGAGCUUCUGGAAGUCAAGAAGAAGAAGGAGAGCGACGGCUCCUUUAACGAGGAGAUUCACACGCAGUUCCUGGAUCAUCUCCUCACAGGAAUUGAGGGCGUCUGCGGUCAUUAUGGACAUCAUCACUGGAAAGACAAGCUGAGCCGCUUCAACAAGGCCUACGUGAAGAAGUGGCUGAUUGCGGGCGAGCGCUCCACCGAGCCGCAGCUGCUGUCCUUCUACAACAAGAUGGAGAUGAAGCAGGCCUUGAUGAUGGUGGAGAGCGGCGGCGCCGCCUUCAGGCCGCCGUUGAUUGCGGCGAACGUGGAACCCAAAGGGCCGUCCAGACGCAGGACCAACGUCUCCAGGAAUCGUGAGAAGGAAAUCCGAAAGAUGCUGCACGCCAACAUGCAGAAGAACAGACAGCGGCUUCGCUCCUACAGCAGACACGACCUCAUGAUCGACCCCUUCGAAGAUGACAACGUGAGCGAGGUUCGAUUCAGGAAGCAGCGAGUGGAGAUGGAGAGGAGGAUGAGCCACUAUCUGACAGUGCCUGCAAAGCCCCCGGAGAUCCCGUCCGUGAGAAGAGUGGCCUUCGAGCCAGAACACCGGGUCUACACGUACGAUGACGGUGACAGAGACCCGGCACCACGCUCAGACCCGAGCUCCCCCGACGGCAUCACCCUGCUGAACGAGUCCCGGCGGAGGUCCGACCCCGGCGAGGAGGAGCAGCUGAUGGUCUUGCGCCGCCUCAGCGACCCUGGUCCCAAGUAGAAGAUGGUCACCGUGAUGGUCGGAGGACCCAGAAUGCAUCACAGCCCAAGCUUUAUUUAUUCUUUUGGUGUGCGCUUGUUUUACAUCGCUAGAGGCGCCAAACGGGUGGAGUUUCCCCUUCCAAGCACAAGCAUACCGUGUCCACCAGAGAAUGCUUUCAUUUCCAGUAAUGUUGCUCAAAAACACGUCUGCAUGACAAAGAAUCCGUUUUUCUCAGGAACUUCAUGGCUUUUUUUCUGACGGGUGUUUUUAGCGUGUUGGACGUUCCUCCAGCAGCGCUGCCGCAUAUCCCGUGAUGUAAGAGUUGCCUUCAGGUGGUAAAAGCUGAAAGCAGCAUGCAUAUCUACACUGCCCGAGCUUAAGCUGCCUGCAUGUUAGUGUUUGUGCCAGAGUAUUUUUAUACUUUCAGAAAAGUUGAAGUCAUUUGUCAUGAAAAUAAAGGUUGGCUUG